Messenger RNA from Stylophora pistillata, 3150 nucleotides. RefSeq lists its product as uncharacterized. NCBI's taxonomy places the organism in Eukaryota, Metazoa, Cnidaria, Anthozoa, Scleractinia, Pocilloporidae. The record is from RefSeq and is a predicted model, not a curated record.
GUUCUACAGUAUUCGGUAGCCUGAAAACCAUUUGCGUGCAUGCCGUGCACCUUACCUUUUUCUCAGUUUAUGUCGUGAUAUCUGGUCAUAACUCAUUGUUAAUUUUUCAAAAAAGUCACUUGCCUUGCUGACACUAUCUAUGGUCCGUGUAGUCAUCGUAAUUGAGAGGCUUAGCUCUAACCCUAUACUCCAGAGAGGUGGCUCAUUUCUUGAAUCUACCCCAGAGGAUUUUGGAUUUCCACCGUGAUUCGUGUAUUUAGGAGAUUUUUUUCAGUGUGAUAGCUUAUUUUGACAGGUUGCUAGUAUACAUCGGAUAGUGACAAGUAUCACUGGUAGAUUUGUCUUCUCCACAAAGCGGUACAAUGAAACACCAUGAAACCUAACAGGUGGCAAAGGAUCUUCCCUCGACGUCUCAAAAAUUGGUGACGAAAAGUUUCGGACCUAAUUGCAUCUCAGCCUCACCGAUAAAAAUUUCACAUUUAUUGUCUUACUACUCUCGUCGUCUCACUGGAGAAUUUGAUCGAAAGAAGUUUUUAUGUGAAUGCUUGUUAAGGCACUGUGUACCAUGGCCGUAAGAUGUAUUCUUAGGAAUUCAGUCAACUAUGUAACGCUGUUUGUGGCUGUAUUUAUUGGUGAUUUGGUACAUGGUGAUUGUGGAGGCUUUGAUUUUGAAAAUGGGGUUGAAGCAUUAUCUACCUGGAAAAAAACUGGACAAGCCUUCGAUAACCAACCAAUAUACAGAGAUAACCCCGGAAUACGGGACCAGGGAAUUAAGACAAACGUACAGGGUGAAUGGUGGAUAGCAACGUUUGCAAACAGAACCAAUGCUACUUUGCUGGGUGAUUACCCUAUCGGUACUCUUACCUCACCAAGUUUUCGCAUCAAGGGAUCUAAUAUCAACUUUCUACUCGGUGGUGGAUGCGACGCAGGAAAAAUCAGGGUGGAACUUUUGGUGAAUGGGAAGGUUCAGCGCACAGCUUUUCCUGACAACUGCCGUGAUCGCAUGCGAAGAAAGUUCUGGAAUGUAGCCCAGUUCAAUAGCAAUAUUGGUCAGAUACGGCUGGUUGAUGCAUCAAGAAAGGCACAUGUCAAUUUUGAUGAUUUGAAAGGAGAUUUUAGCUGCACCGAUGUGGGGAAGACUUUUUCAGACCUCCACGACGAUAAUUAUGGUGGUGAAGAUGAGUUUGUUCUUGUAGACGAGCCUUUGGACCCUGUAAACCCAGUCAGUAGCGAUACUAAAUCUCAGGACAAUGCAGUCAUAGGAACUGAGGACGACUACAACACGAUGCAGAUGAAGCCAACGCAAAAACUUCAUGAUGGAUCCAUAAAAAUCGGAAAAGGCAGACCUCUUUAUAAAGGCUUGCUGGGAGCAGCAAGAGCUAAAAACAUUUUCGAAGCAAAGACACCAUCUAAACCGCCGCCGUUGAGACCUGUAGCUGCCUCUAAGCCUUUCAUGGCUCCAACUGCCAAGCUGGCCCAUAAACAAUCCUUCAGGGAUUCAGACAACAAGUCCGCUCUGCCCAGAGACGACGAAUUAAGGAAUCUCACCUGCAAGAACUUCAUCGUAGAAAUAAAAACUGGACUACCAUGGGACAACGAUUUCCUUUUUCCGUCAAAUGCGAAUUACCAAGCCACCAGAAGAGCAACAGAACUCAAGGUUCUCAGAGCAUUUGACGAAAAUAAGGACUUUAGGGGGGCAUUUUUUGAUAAAUUUAGUUCUUCAGAGGAGCCGAGUGGUGUAAAGGCUUAUUUUCUCCUACGAUUCAGAGCAAAUGGGAAAUUUAUUGGAAAACUGUUGGAUAACCUUGGACCAGGAAAUGUUUCAGCGGCAGGCUGUUAUCCAGAUACUCCAAUUACCCAAUGUUCCAGUUCCUGUCCAUCGACCUGUGCACCCGCAUGCCUUUAUUCUUGUUGUCAACCGUCCGUUUCUGCCCCAGCCGCUCCUCAACCAGUUUAUCAGCCCGCUCCUGUACACCUGCCACCUCCACUUCCCCCGCCUCCUCCGCCUCCUCCGCCUCCACAGCCAGUUGCAGUAAUGGCGCCCAGCCCGCAAGUUUAUCAACCGCCGCAGCGACAAUGGAAUGUGCAAAUAACUGGCCAAGCCACCAUUCCCCCACCACGAGCGUUAUCCCCUCAGUAUCCGAUGUCACAGCCUUUGAGUUGGCCCGGAUCCCAAUGUUCUUCGAGGUGCUCUCCUACUUGUGCACCAAUAUGCUCACCAAUCUGUUGCCAGUUUUAUAACUCUGAGCGAAAUGAGGAAAUUAAAAAAACCUUGAAGAAGGAGGCUGUUCAGGAAGAGAAACAUUAGCAAGUCCAUGUGUAGCACGUUGAAACGUGACGUAGGUAGACAAUCACGGUCACUCCUCUACUAGGAGUCAAAUUUUGAAAGCUAGCACCUUCACUUCUGUAGAGGACAAUAGGUCACGAGUCCCUUUUGCAUGUAAAUCCAAGUUUGCAUUCUCUUUUUUAACCAGACUAAACUAUUUGUUCAAAGAAGUUCUAGAGUACUUUAGUAGUACGAAAGAAAGAGUCGAAAAAAGUAAAAAAAUUGACUGAAAAUAGAAACGUUCUAAAUAAUUUUACCCAGAACAAUUAAUUUGUCGUCAGCUGGCUGUACAUACACGAAGCUAAGCCUUCUGUGAAUAUUCCUCUGUUCACCACCUCAAAUUUACAUAUAUCUAAUAUUUUUUUCCAUUGGCAGACCAAUAGCUUAUCAACAAUAAAUUAAACUUAGCAUAGACACAAAAAAUUAAUAAGUGGCGAGUGAUUUGAGGGACUGCUCAAGCAGACUACUGUCUCAUUAUGGGUUUCUCUUAAAAAUCAUAUAAAAUACAAUUACUGAGAUGAGUAUGGUGGUAAGCUCGCCGCGACACGGAAUGAGAAUGCGUCAUAUCUAAGUUAAAAUGCCCUUCGAGUAAUUCUCUGCGUAGUCACUUCGCCUCAGGCGGUGAAUACUUGUUGAAUAGUGUUGUCUAUAAACAGAAUUUUGAUCGAAAUAAAUCUACCAGUCUAAAAGUUCACUCUUAUUAUUCAACAGAGUCAACAUUAGCCGUCGAUGAUCCUUUAAGGGCUGUAUAGAUUUUAUCCAGAAUGGCAUGUAGUAAUUUUUGUGAUUUUGUUAUUGUGUAUAGAUUUAGUGAUGAAAUAAAA